Molecule: messenger RNA, 1154 nt
Organism: Dermochelys coriacea (leatherback sea turtle)
Lineage: Eukaryota; Metazoa; Chordata; Testudines; Dermochelyidae
Product: C-C motif chemokine 21b
Exons: 4
Coding region: 98-448 (116 amino acids)
Biological process (GO): G protein-coupled receptor signaling pathway; cellular response to type II interferon; neutrophil chemotaxis
Cellular component (GO): extracellular region
Molecular function (GO): chemokine activity; CCR chemokine receptor binding
Source: RefSeq, a predicted model, not a curated record
GCAGCCGGGGAAGGGGACAAAGCAUCUCAGCUCUGCCUGCUCCUGAGCCACAGGACACCUCCGCCUGCCUGAUCGCCCUGCCCCAUCGCCGGCCAGAAUGACCCUCCGCAUCCUGCUGCUGCUGGUAGCUGCCCUGUGCAUCUGCAAGGCCCAAGGGAGCGAGAACCAGGCGUCCGACUGCUGCCUGAGCCACAAGAAUCGUCCCAUCCCGCACCAUCUCGUCUCCGCGUACAGAAUCCAGAGUCCCGAGACAGGCUGCCGGCUCUCAGCUAUUGUGUUCAUCACCAAGAAGAACAGGAAUCUCUGUGCCCCGCCCAAUGCUCGCUGGACUCUUGACCUGAUGGAGAAACUGAAUGGGAAAAAAGGACAAACCACAGCAGGCCGUGCUGGGAAACAGUCCCGCUCGAAGGGAACCAAGCUCCGGAAGCAGAGGAAGCCCCAGCACUAAGAGGGCACCUGCUGUCCCCACCCCGGAGCCUGCCUGGCUGCUCAGUUGAUCUUGGCAGAGCCCCCCGGCUGCAAGCAAAGGAGACCGGGCUGAUUCCUGACAUGGGGGCAGAGGGUUUGGCUUGAGGCGGUGUGUGAUUCUUUUCUAGAAUUUCUUCUGGAGCUGCUGCACCUCCCGCUAAGCAACCGUGACCUGCGUCAGCCACGACUCCCUCCCGCGGCUCCCGGCCAGGCUCACAUCUACUGCUUAACGCCCCCCGACCUUUGCAUUAAAAGCCAGGAAUUAGCGAGUCUGCUCUUGCUGAACACGCCUUUCCUCAAGGCCAGCUCCAGUGAGGUCAAAGGGAGCACGUGCCCUGACCUUCCUGGGCUGUUCGUCAGCACCUAGGUAAACCUGUAAAUCCCAAAGCUGCAAUCCCUGCUGCCCCUAUGCUGCCUCCACGGCUGUGGGCAGGGCCAGUACCUAUCCCAGGGGGAGAGAUGUUUGCCCACAGAGCCUUCGGACAAGGACUUUGGUUAAUUAAGUUCUAUGCAGAUAUAUGGUUGUAAUAAAAAGAUACACAGGGCUUAGUAAUACCAGUUAAGACUGCAGGCAGCUGGACUAGCAAGUCCUUAUAGCUUCUAUCGAGCGCGCUUAUCUGGUUUGAUUGUUUUAUUAGGUGGCUCUUUCAGAGUGUAUUAAGAAACUGUUUCAGAGUAGCAGCCGU